UUUCCACCAAAUCAGACAGACGAAGUGACAUACGCAUCGACAUCUCACAUCUCGUGUGCAUAAAAUACAUAUAGUUCAAAUAAAAGUGAGUGGUUUUGCUCUGUUUUAGCACCCUAUAUAUGUGUUAGGCCACAUUUUAUGGCUCUGGUAAGGCUCUGCAUUGCACAUAAAGUGCAGAGACAAGAGGAGAGAGAAAUUCUGGGAAGGAAAGGUUUGUGCUGUCUCUGAAACAUGCAAACAUGAUCAAUGCAAAGGCAUCCGUUUCCAAAGACAUCAAUAAUAAGAACUCUAAGGUACUAGAGGGUCUGCUUAAGCUUCCACAGAACAGGGAAUGUGCAGAUUGCAGAUCAAAAGGUCCAAGAUGGGCAAGUAUAAACCUAGGAAUAUUUAUAUGCAUGCAAUGUUCAGGAAUACAUCGGAGUCUUGGAGUACAUAUAUCACAAGUGCGGUCAAUAACGCUCGACACUUGGCUACCGGAGCAAGUUGCAUUUAUGCAGUCUAUGGGCAAUGGUAAAUCUAAUGACUUCUGGGAAGCUCAACUGCCCCAAAAUCAUGAUAGGAGUGAAAUUGAUACAUUUAUUCGUGUCAAUCUACUUCUCAGGUAUGUCGAUAAAAGAUGGGUUGCAAAGACAGCUACAAAUCCAAUUGCAAUACCAAAAGGAAGAAACCCUAGAUGCAAUAAUAAGUAUGAUGAUUGGAGUUCCAAAAAUGGCAUCCCAAAGAUACCAAAAGGAUCAUCACUAGAUGAACAGGCUUUCGAUAGUUACAUGGAAAAAUGUCCCCCUGUUGAUUUGAAGACACGUACAGCUCAAUUGAAGACAAGAUACGCCAAGCAUCGUGAAUUGAGCCGACGACAUUCUUCUAUGUGGCAGAGAGAAGGUGGCUCUCUUCGAUCGGAGAGUCGACGCCGGAAGAGGCUCUUUGGAUACGAAUAUUUGGUUAUCAUCAUGUCCUUUCGACGGACUACAUGUACCAGAUAACAUGGAUACAUCCAUGAAGAAGGCUCUUAAUUUUGGUUUGCUCCACAAUCAAGCCAAUGAGGAGGCUCCUUCUCAUGUUCCUUCUACUUGGACCACCUUUGACUGAGGGUGCUGCAACAAUCCAUGUAUUUAUUGUAGGGAUUCAUCAUUUUGCCGGUUGCCCUGGAGAUAGAUCAGACUUCUUUUACCGAACAUCAAUAUCUUAUACCGCUACUUGGACAGCUAAGAACUACACACCAAUCACUAAUAGCUACCAGCACAACUAACAGCUAAAAGCUACUACUACAGUCUACAACUAUUGUUGUCGAACACGCUCAUAAGCUAAUGUUGUGAAAUUUGAUGAUAAUUAAAAAAACAAAGAAUUGCAAGAAAGAUGUUUGUGAUGAAAAUCUUCCAAUCCCAAAUAGGAAUUAAAAACUUUUAAUCUUAGGAAAAAUUGUAAAUAAUAAUUCCACUUUUAGACCAUCUUCUCAAAUUAUGUUGAACUUUUGAUUAUUCCUAGAUGGAUUAAACUUGUUGGAGCAUUUUCUCAUAUUAAGUUUUGACUGGUUAGUAAUAUGUUUGAUAGGUUAAACAUGACAAGUGGCGCUAUAUGAUUGGUUUGUAUAUAUUUUUAUUUUUUAAUUAAUUUAAAAUAAUAAAUAUUGUAUUUUAAUUUAUUUUAUUAAUAGUAACUUUUCGGGUUUGAA
Molecule: messenger RNA, 1669 nt
Organism: Beta vulgaris subsp. vulgaris (sugar beet)
Lineage: Eukaryota; Viridiplantae; Streptophyta; Magnoliopsida; Caryophyllales; Amaranthaceae
Product: probable ADP-ribosylation factor GTPase-activating protein AGD15
Exons: 11
Coding region: 240-980 (246 amino acids)
Molecular function (GO): GTPase activator activity
Source: RefSeq, a predicted model, not a curated record